This is a messenger RNA of Oncorhynchus nerka (sockeye salmon), 1748 nucleotides long. RefSeq names its product adenylate cyclase, terminal-differentiation specific-like. The record is from RefSeq and is a predicted model, not a curated record. Bases 784 to 1653 code for a protein of 289 amino acids. Lineage: Eukaryota; Metazoa; Chordata; Actinopteri; Salmoniformes; Salmonidae. The transcript has 5 exons.
ACCAAACAUCUGGCAAAUAUAGUAAAAGGGAUAUUGUGGUAGGACGUAUGCCUACCAUUAGUUCUGAAUACUGGUGAGGUUUUGAGGGCAAAAUGGCUGUGAUGAUUGGAAUCGCUUUCAGAGUUUCUUGGCUUUGUUGCCUGCUAAUUGGAGGGAUAACAUGUUCUACAUCAGAAGGUGAUUGGUCUCCUGCACUGGAUUCUAAUGCAGCAUGGCUCUAUGCAGGAUCACUUCGGUCUCUAGGAUAUGGCAAUUAUAAGUCUCCAAAAUCUCAAACGCAAGCGCAACAAAUAUCCGGCCGCCAUCCUGCGGAAGGAACUGGCCGCCAUGUCCCAGCAAGUGUGGCAUCAAGCUCACAUGCUGACGCAUAAGCAACCGACUGCCGUGCCCCAGCAAGUGUGUCAUCAAGCUCACAUGCUGACGCAUAAGCAACCGACCGCCGUGCCCCAUCAAGCGUGGCAUCCUGCUCUAAUGCCCCUGCAGCAGAAGCAACCGACCGCCGUGCCCCAGCAAGUGUGGCAUCCAGCUCAAAUGCCCCUGCAGCAGAAGCAACCGACCGCCGUGCCCCAGCAAGUGUGGCAUCCAGCUCAAAUGCCCCAGAAGCAACCGACCGCCGAGCCCCAGCAAGUAUGGCAUCCUUCUCAAAUGCCCCUGCAAACAACCGCUGUGCCCCGGCUGGGGUGGCAUCCAGCUCAAAUUCCCCUGCAUCAGAAGCAACCGGCCCCUGAACCUCAGCAGAAGGAACUGACCGCCAUGCCCCAGCAAAUGUGGUAUUGAGCUGAAAUGCUCCAACAGGAGAAUCUUCUGGCCGCCAUUGUCCAGCAGCCUCCGCUCGUGUGGCAUCCAUCUCAAUUUCCCCAGCAGCAGAAGGAACUAGCAGUCGAGCCCCAGCAGCAGAAGGAACUGGCAAUCGAGCCCCAGCAGCAGAAGGAACUGGCAGUCGAGCCCCAGCAGCAGAAGGAACUGGCAGUCGAGCCCCAGCAGCAGAAGGAACUGGCAGUCGAGCCCCAGCAGCAGAAGGAACUGGCAGUCGAGCCCCAGCAGCAGAAGGAACUGGCAGUCGAGCCCCAGCAGCAGAAGGAACUGGCAGUCGAGCCCCAGCAGCAGAAGGAACUGGCAGUCGAGCCCCAGCAGCAGAAGGAACUGGCAGUCGAGCCCCAGCAGCAGAAGGAACUGGCAGUCGAGCCCCAGCAGCAGAAGGAACUGGCAGUCGAGCCCCAGCAGCAGAAGGAACUGGCAGUCGAGCCCCAGCAGCAGAAGGAACUGGUCGCCGAACCUCAGCAAGUGAGGUAUCCAGCUCAAAUGGCCCAGCAGCAACCCAACCCCAUUCCUCAGCAAUUUUGGAAUGCAGCCCAAAUUUCCCAGCAGCAACUGGCCCCAAAUUCUCAGCAGAAGCACUACGAAAGCACUGAAGAUGGUGCCUCUGGUAGUUCUCAGGCCAGAGUUGUUGAACAGUCGGGUGUCAUCCCAAUCUCUUCCUACAGUUUCAAAUCGCACUACAAGAAUGGCAGAACUGGAGUCUCCCAAAUCAGCUACACUCCUAGGGAGGCAAUGCCUGUUGACAGUGGAAAUGCUCCCAAGGACGGGAAUGUUAGCAUUGGUGCACCAAGCAUAUAUCCAACACUAGUGAAGGAUUCUGCAAGGGAAAUAUAAUGGUUUCAUCCUCUAGAAGCUCUAAUGACCAGGAAGUUGCUGGUGCUCUUGCUACUCUAGUGUGCUGGAAUCAAUAAACAAUUUGACUUUAAAAA